Molecule: messenger RNA, 456 nt
Organism: Penicillium hordei
Lineage: Eukaryota; Fungi; Ascomycota; Eurotiomycetes; Eurotiales; Aspergillaceae
Product: 60S ribosomal eL37 domain-containing protein
Exons: 5
Coding region: 1-456 (151 amino acids)
Biological process (GO): translation
Cellular component (GO): cytosolic large ribosomal subunit; ribosome
Molecular function (GO): RNA binding; structural constituent of ribosome
Source: RefSeq, a predicted model, not a curated record
AUGAGGAGCACAAUCGCCAGAUCUUGGGCAAGUUUCGAGACGCUUAGCGACGACGACCCGACAACCAGCCCCUUCAACGGAAUUGCCAGUUCCAUAAUUCAAGAUGAGUACGUCCGAUGCCGAAACAUCGCACCGCGAUCCUCCGCAGCGUCCAAUAACUUCAAACUAACAACCGCCACAGCUAAGGGUACCUCGAGCUUCGGAAAGCGCCACAACAAGACGCACACUCUGUGCCGUCGUUGUGGCAAGCGGUCUUUCCACAUCCAGAAGUCGACUUGUGCCAACUGCGGCUACCCUGCUGCCAAGACCCGCAAGUUCAACUGGGGUGAGAAGGCCAAGCGCCGCAAGACCACCGGCUCCGGCCGCAUGCGCUCCCUGCGCGAUGUCCACCGCCGCUUCCUUAACGGCUUCCAGACCGGUACCCCCAAGGGUGCCCGUGGCCCCGUCACCAACUAG